This is a messenger RNA of Ochotona princeps (American pika), 1053 nucleotides long. Its product is annotated as olfactory receptor 6B2. Gene Ontology annotation, biological process: G protein-coupled receptor signaling pathway. Gene Ontology annotation, cellular component: membrane. The record is from RefSeq and is a predicted model, not a curated record. Gene Ontology annotation, molecular function: G protein-coupled receptor activity; olfactory receptor activity. Bases 15 to 956 code for a protein of 313 amino acids. NCBI's taxonomy places the organism in Eukaryota, Metazoa, Chordata, Mammalia, Lagomorpha, Ochotonidae. The transcript has a single exon.
CCUGGCAGGGAAGGAUGAGGGGGGAGAAUGCCACCAGGGUCAGCACGUUCAUCCUGCUGGGCUUCCCCACCUCCCCCAGGCUGCAGUACGUGCUCUUCCUCCUCUUCCUGCUUGCCUACCUCUUCGUCCUGGUGGAGAACCUGGCCAUCAUCCUCACCGUCUGGAGCAGUAGCGCCCUCCACAGGCCCAUGUACUACUUCCUCAGCAUCAUGUCGACCCUGGAGAUCUGGUACGUGUGUGACAUCAUCCCCAAGAUGUUGGAUGGCUUCCUGCUCCAGCACAAACACAUCUCCUUUGUGGGGUGCAUGACUCAGCUCUACUUCUUCAGCUCCUUGGUGUGCACGGAGUGUGUGCUCCUGGCCUCCAUGGCCUAUGACCGCUAUGUGGCCAUCUGCCACCCACUGCGCUACCAGGUCAUCAUGACCACGGGGCUGUGCGUCCAGUUGGUGGCAUUCUGUUUUGCAACUGGCUUCACCAUCUCUGCCAUCAAGGUCUACUUCAUCUCUAGUGCCAUGUUCUGUGGCUCCAACGUCCUGAACCACUUCUUCUGUGACAUCUCACCCAUCCUCAAGCUGGCCUGCACUGACUUCUCCACUGCAGAGCUGGUGGACUUUGUUCUGGCCUUCCUCAUCCUGGUGUUCCCACUCCUGGCCACCAUUCUCUCCUAUGGACACAUCACCUUGGCCGUCCUACGCAUCCCCUCAACUACUGGCCGUUGGAGGGCCUUUUCCACCUGUGCCUCCCACCUCACUGUGGUCACCAUCUUCUACAUGGCCUUGUUCUUCAUGUACGUCCGGCCCCAGGCCAUUGACUCACGGAGCUCCAACAAGCUCAUCUCUGUUCUGUACACAGUACUCACACCCAUCUUGAACCCCUUGAUCUACUGUCUGAGGAACAAGGAAUUCAAGGACGCCUUGAGGAAGGCUCUGGGCCUGGGUCCAGCUGCAGCUAGCUAGGCAUGCCUCUGCUUCCGGAAGGAUGUCUGCUGAGACCCAGGGGACACCUCACAACGUGCUGUGUUGGAAUUCUUUAGUUAUUUCAAUAUGACUUGUA